AUGCCCGUUCCGAAACACGAUCCCAUUGUGCUGGUGAUCGAUUUUCACCACGCACGGGGCCCCGAAAUAGAACAUUGCAUCUCUGACGAGGGUACGAAUCCCGCCGUGGAAAAUGACUGGUCAUUGCUGCCAUUUAUGGCCCUCUCCGACGGUGCUCAUCUGUACGAGACUACCCCUCCUUCCCCUCCCAUGUGUUGUGAACCCGGAGUGCAAUUGUUGAUUGUGCUGAGGCUGACUCGUAUGCGCCGUGUCUGGGAUAGGUCGACGGAGGAAUUCUCAUAUUUCACUUUACGUCAAAAGGAGACGCCUGGGGUUCCUGCCAGGUCGCUAUUCGGUAUCGCGUGCUCUCGCCAGAUCGAUUCGAAGCUCUUGAUUAAUCGCCCUCCGGAGGUGACCCGGUCAACAGUCCAGAAAGCGGUGGUUGUUGUGACAGAUAGCCCGCAAAGGGUGGGACAAUUAAGAGAGAAGCUUUCGGUUGUGACAUCGGCCUGGUUUGCACAAAGAGAUUUCUCGGAUAUUGAUAUCUUAAAGAAAUUCCGCGAAGGCCUAGUCAUUAGUCUUGGCAAUGAUGAGUCGAAAGACCAGAAUCUGGGUCUCUCCUUGCGAGAAAUGAUUCACGAAUUCAAGUACCAGACUCUGGUCCUAUUCAAGGGGCUGCUGUUGCAACCGAAGAUGCUGUUUUUCGGUACUCGCUGCGAGCGCCUAUGCAUGAUUCAGUUCUCACUUAUUUCUCUAAUACCCGGUCUGAUAAACAGCCUUGAAGACUGCGCAGACCCGUCAUUUAAUACCUACGAAGAAAAUGUGGAAAAGCCCACCUCGCUCAAGACAAGCGAUCGAAGCUCUUUGCUGGCGUAUAUGGGUCUUCCUCUACAGAUAUUUGGCAAAGGGAGUAUGUUUGGACCAUAUACCCCUUUGCAGCAGCUGGAUCUGCUGGCAGAUGAUGGCACAAAGUCGUAUGUGGUGGGAUCAACGAACUCUCUUCUUCUUCAGCAGAAAGAUCGCUACAGUGACAUAUUAAUCAACCUUGACGAAGAUACCAUCAACAUAUCAUCACCAACACUUCGCAGUGCGCUUGCGUUGUCGGUUGCUGACAGGCGCUGGAUAGAUCUCUUAACCCAAAUUGUCAAUGAGACUUGGGUUGACGAGGACCCGUCACGCCCCAAAACAUUGGGUUUCAUGGGGUCGGAAGAGUUCAUUCGAUUACAAUUUGAAGAAUAUCUUCUCGCGCUACUAUCGAGUAUGAAGUACCAUGAAGAGCUCACCACCAUUUCUACCGAGCCAUCGAACAGGAGUAGAGCUCACCUCCAGACUUUCAACAUCGAGGGCGACCCUGCCCUGGACUUCAAUGUCGAGUUCCUCUACCAGUGGCAAAAAACCCCUAACUAUGCUCUUUUCUCACGGUUGACCUCAGAUGCCCUCCUGUACUCCAUUACCGAGCCGAAGCAUCCCAGCGCCGGUGGAUUAACCAUAGAAGACAUCCAGCGCCGAUUAUCUCAACAAGUAGCAGACCUCCACCUUGACGAGCGGGUCCGCGAAGGCCGGGAAGCUCUCAACCGUCAGCUUGCUGCUGGUCAAAAGAAAGUCAGCGCGGCCUUCAACAGCUUCUGGUCAGACAUUGAAACAAUGCGCGAGGCGCAAAAGAAGCGUAACGAGGAAAAAGCCGCUUUAUCACAACGUACUUCGAUCGACACAUCAGUCUCACCACCAACGGCCUCAGCCCAAAGCUCCCCCUCCGAAGCCUCAGGCUGGUGGCAAGGCCGUCAAAGGCCCUCCAUUGACCUCUCCAACGCUCAAACCACCAUGAGCGCCGCCAGCCAGAAAGCCGGUUCAUACUUAAGCUCCUGGAGCUCCUGGGCCAGCGAGAAGCGGAAAGAAUGGCAAGACAGGCGUGCAUCGCCUAGUAGCGGCGUGAUACCCUCACCAUCGACCCCGUCUCUUCCCGCCGUUACCGAGGCGGGGGAGGCAGACCGCGAGCGACGGGACUCGAUCUCUCGCCACAGCGAGGACGGCGGCAGCCUGACUCGCAGCCUGAGCCGCCGAAAGCGAUGGAGUAAUAUAAUUCUGCGUCGUGAUAGCGGCGAGUUCAGUCUGCCCAAGCUCGACGAUAACAACACGUCGGAUUCCGACGUUCCAUUCCCCAGAUCCCCGCUAUCACGGGGUCUCCCGGCCUAUGAAGCUGGAGAGCAAGUUAAAGAUGAGGUCGAGCCCUUAGGUCUGUCGCGUACCGAUAAGGGCCAUGUUGAGCAGUCUAUCGACGCGGAUGGCUUCUCCUCUGUGGUUCUCACACCUAAUGAAGGGCUGCGUGUGGAUUUGGAUCCAAACCAGCAAGCCGCUCUCCAGAAAUUGGAUGCUCAGCCAGAGGUGUCUGUUACUGCACUGCCUGGAAAGGAGAAUGAGUCUCCGAUGCAUGGUGCUCCCACAACUGCAGGGCCAUGA
This is a messenger RNA of Penicillium chermesinum, 2436 nucleotides long. RefSeq lists its product as uncharacterized. The transcript has 10 exons. The record is from RefSeq and is a predicted model, not a curated record. NCBI's taxonomy places the organism in Eukaryota, Fungi, Ascomycota, Eurotiomycetes, Eurotiales, Aspergillaceae. Gene Ontology annotation, cellular component: cytoplasm. The coding region runs from base 1 to 2436 and encodes 811 amino acids.